This is a messenger RNA of Effrenium voratum, 992 nucleotides long. The record is from the annotation of a GenBank genome assembly. NCBI's taxonomy places the organism in Eukaryota, Dinophyceae, Suessiales, Symbiodiniaceae.
GGUGUUGGCUGCGUUUCGGCAUGGCAACAGCAUGGUAGCUUAUGCGCCAUGGACCCAUCCUCGCGGGCUUCCGAAUGGUGCGGCGCUUCUCCAGUCGCGCGCCAGGAGGCGGCGACCGGCGGGUAUCCGAUCGGGAGAUCUCCUACUCGAUGGUCAUCCACGAGCUUGCCAGGCGCGGCACCGACGAAGCGACGGUGGCUUUCCUCCAGGCUAUGGAAGCUGAGAACAUCCGGCCGAAUGCCUUCGUCUAUGAAGCUGUGCUCACGAGCUUCAAGAAUGGCAAGUGGCAGAAGGCUGCGGAGUGGUUCGGCAAGAUGUGUGCUGCAGGCGUGCGUCCCAACGUCAUGUGCUACCGCGCGGUCAUAGACAGCUGCGCCAAGGCAGGCCAAACGGCCGAGGCAGAGAGGUGGCUAUCUGAGAUGAAGGAGAGGUCCGUCACUCCUAACGCAGCCUGCUACAACGCCCUCAUCAACGCUUGUGCCAGGCGCGGUCAGGCCGAUGCGGCUAUGGGCUGGUUGGCGCGCAUGCGCGCAGAAAUGCCGCCGGACGUGGUCUCGUACAAUUCUGCGCUGCACAGCUGCGCCAAAUCCAACCCGCAGCGAGUGGCGGAGGCCGAAGCGCUCUUCAGAGAGAUGAGGAGACGCACGGGAUCAACCCAACCGCUGCGACGCUGAAUUUGCUGGACUCGAUCCUGGGUGUGGAGCGGAGGAACGCGCUGUGCAGCGAGCUGCGGGUGGAUCCAAAGGCCAUCCGCAAGGACCGGGACCGGCACCGCACGGUAAAGCCGUUGGACGAUUGAGGACGAGCUGAGCGGUGAGCGGUGAGCCUUGACGCUUUCCUCAGCCGUGUUUCCGCACGCGUCGAAAGGCGGCAACAGGCUACAUGGCAUCCGGCUAGCUGACUGGCUUGUAUCAAUUGGGCUUAUUCAAUUGCUAGUUUCCAUUCCCGGUCUGACCGGCGUCCGAUAUUCUGCGUACUGCGCACUGGCUUGG